Molecule: messenger RNA, 2121 nt
Organism: Eruca vesicaria subsp. sativa (arugula)
Lineage: Eukaryota; Viridiplantae; Streptophyta; Magnoliopsida; Brassicales; Brassicaceae
Source: the annotation of a GenBank genome assembly
AUGGGACUAAGGAGAUUGGUGUUCUUGCUGGCGAUUUCGUCUUUUCUCCUCUCUGUUUCAAGUGGAAGUGGUGUUCUCAAGUUGAAGAGCGAUGAUGGUCGACUUCAUUACAACCAUACUCUUACCCUUACACUUGUGGAGUAUGCUUCUGCGGUCUAUAUGUCUGAUUUGUCAGAACUCUUCAAUUGGACGUGCAAGAGAUGCAAUGGUUUCACAAAGGGUUUCGAAGUAAUAGAGAUAAUAUUUGACGUUGAGCACUGCUUACAGGCAUAUGUUGGGGUGGCAAAGAAUUUGAAUGCUAUCGUUAUUGCAUUCCGGGGAACUCAACAACACAGCAUACAAAAUUGGGUCUCAGACUUGUUCUGGAAACAGCUCGAUCUAAAUUACCCUGACAUGUCAGAUGCAAUGGUUCACCAUGGAUUUUACAGUGCUUAUCAUAAUACAACUGUACGGCCCGCAGUGUUGAGUGCGGUACAACGAGCAAAGAAAUCCUAUGGUCCGAACAUCAACAUCAUGGUGACUGGUCAUUCAAUGGGAGGAGCCAUGGCUACCUUUUGUGGGCUAGACCUAGUAGUAAAUGUAGGAGAGGAAAAGGUACAGGUCAUGACAUUUGGGCAACCUCGUGUUGGAAAUGCAGCUUUUGCAUCUUAUUACAGUUUGCUUGUGCCUAAAACCUUCCGGAUCACGCAUGGCCAUGAUGUUGUUCCUCAUCUGCCUCCUUUCUAUAAUCAUUUUCCUCAAAAAACAUACCACCACUUCCCAACAGAGGUGUGGCUAAGAGAUGCCAGUUCUUCGAAUCUUGGUAGUGUGGAAAAAGUUUGUGACCACACCGGUGAAGAUCCUACAUGCAGCAGAUCGGUGAAGGGCAAUAGCAUAUCUGACCAUCUAAGGUACUUUGGAGUAGAGUUGCAUUGUGAGGCUUGGAGGCAAUGCUCAAUAGUGAUGAGCCAUGAGAUGGAUAGAUUCAGCAAGAAAGAUUCAAAGGGUAACCUAAUCAUGUCGAGGACUCUUCCUUCCACGAACGGUUAUGUGGUUGUGUUUAUUGCCAUCUUCUUGCAGAAGAAUAUGGAACAGAAGAGAUGGUUCUUGCUCUUGCUAGCAAUAAUUGCAUGUCUUCUUUUCUUUUCAGAUGGAAAAGUUCUCAAAUUGAAGAGUGAUGAUGGUCGACCUGUUUACAACCAUACACUUGCCUUAACACUUGUGGAGUAUACUUCUGCUGUCUAUAUGUCUGAUUUGGCACAACUCUUUACUUGGACCUGCGAAAGAUGCAAUGGUUUGACAAAGGGUUUCCAAGUCAUUGAGAUCAUAGUUGACAUUGAGCACUGCCUACAGGCAUAUGUUGGGGUGGCAAAGGAUUUGAAUGCUAUUGUUAUUGCAUUCCGGGGAACUCAAGAACACAGCAUACAAAAUUGGAUCUCAGACUUGUUCUGGAAACAGCUUGAUCUGAAUUACCCUGAUAUGCCAGAUGCAAUGGUUCACCAUGGCUUUUAUAGUGCUUAUCACAAUACAACAGUACGACCUGCAGUUUUGGGUGCAGUAAAACGGGCGAAGAAACUCUAUGGGGAGAACAUCAACAUCAUGGUGACUGGUCAUUCAAUGGGAGGAGCCAUGGCUGCCUUUUGUGGGCUAGACCUAGUUGUAAAUGAAGGAGAAGAAAACGUACAGGUCAUGACAUUUGGGCAACCUCGUAUUGGGAAUGCUGAUUUUGCAUCUUAUUACAGUUCGCUUGUGCCUAAUACCUUCAGAAUCACACAUGACAGAGAUAUAGUCCCUCAUCUUCCUCCUUACUUUUAUUAUUUCCCUCAGAAAACAUACCACCACUUCCCAACAGAGGUGUGGGUGAGAGACCUUAGUGUUUUGAAACUUGUUCGUUUUGGUGUUGAGAAAGUUUGUGACAACACCGGUGAAGAUCCUACAUGCUGCAGAUCGGUAAUGGGAAUUAGCAUAUCAGACCAUUUAAGGUACUUUGGGGUAGAUAUGAUGUGUGAGACAUGGAGACAAUGCAACAUUGUGAUGAUGAGUGCUGAGAUGGAGAGUUACAGCAGGAAAGAUUCAAAGGGUAACAUAUUCCUGUCUCAGACAGUUCCUUCCACUGAAACCAUCCAAAACAGGAGUCUCUAG